ACUUGCAUACGGGUUCUUCAAAAAUGGAUGCGCCCUUGAAGAAAUCGAAUGUGUGAAUAGAAUAACUUUUAAACGUUAAUUUAAAGUUGUCAUACGUUGUGAUGGAUCCUAAAAAGGACGCUGGUGAUACCAAACCAGAUUUUAAAGACAAAAUAGACAAACAGAAUGAAAAAUUUAAGACUCCAGGAUGGAGAACGUUACCAAGUACAUCAGCUUUCCGGGCGAUCAAUUUUGAAUUAUAUGCCAAACCGAAUAUCAUGGUCAUGGGUCCAGGAACAGUGCUGUUUCUGGGAUGUAUAGGCUACAUAAUCUACAUGAGGAUGAACGAAGAUAAAAAUAGCUACACUGCCAUGAAUGCAGAUGGGACCUUGACGAGACGAGAGAAAACUUCGCGCUGGGACUGACUUCCUCUCUCUUUGUUCAUGUGAAGUGUUUUGUUAUAAUUGUGUAUUUAAUGCUGUUAACUCCUAGUAACCAAAUGCUUGGGUUACUGUAAAGUUGUGACUUAGAAGACAGGAAGUUUUAAAACUGUGAUGUGAUGAAUGUUAUGUAACAUUACUUGUGUUAAAUAUGAUAACUGUUAUUUAUAUGUAAUUGAACAUGUGUAUAUAAUAGUUUAUGAUGAUAAUAUUAUAAAAGCAAAAAAUUGAU
This is a messenger RNA of Magallana angulata, 651 nucleotides long. RefSeq names its product small integral membrane protein 8-like. Lineage: Eukaryota; Metazoa; Mollusca; Bivalvia; Ostreida; Ostreidae. The coding region runs from base 102 to 404 and encodes 100 amino acids. The record is from RefSeq and is a predicted model, not a curated record. The transcript has 2 exons.